Messenger RNA from Portunus trituberculatus (swimming crab), 4915 nucleotides. RefSeq names its product large neutral amino acids transporter small subunit 1-like. Lineage: Eukaryota; Metazoa; Arthropoda; Malacostraca; Decapoda; Portunidae. Gene Ontology annotation, cellular component: membrane. The coding region runs from base 77 to 1531 and encodes 484 amino acids. Gene Ontology annotation, biological process: amino acid transmembrane transport. The record is from RefSeq and is a predicted model, not a curated record. Gene Ontology annotation, molecular function: L-amino acid transmembrane transporter activity. The transcript has 11 exons.
CGGCCGCAGCGUCGGAAGUCCCAGUCUGUGUGGAGCUGUCGUCCCGUCGUGUAAUCGCUCCUCACUCGCGGAAACCAUGACUGAAGAGAAACGAGAUUACCAGGAGGUGCCGACGAAGGAGGGCGAUGAAGUCAAGGCGGAGGGGGAGGUUGUGGGGCUGAAGCCGAAGAUGACACUGUUCAACGGCAUCACCGUCAUCGUUGGCUCCAUUAUCGGCUCCGGCAUUUUCAUCUCCCCCUCGGUGGUGCUGCAGAAUACCGGCAGCGUGGGCAUGUCUCUCGUGGUGUGGAUCGUCAGUGGUUUAUUCUCCAUGGUGGGCGCCUACUGCUAUGCCGAGCUGGGCUGCAUGAUCCAGAAGACAGGUGCUGACUACGCCUACAUCAUGGUAACGUUUGGACCGCUGCUGGCGUUCAUGAGGCUGUGGGUGGAGUGCAUCAUCGUGCGGCCGUGCUCGCAGACCAUCGUGGCGCUCACCUUCAGCAUAUACAUCAUGAAGCCCUUCUUCCCCGACUGCGGCACCCCUGACAGUGCAGAGCGACUCCUCGCCGCUGUCUGCAUCCUGGUGUUGACCUUCGUGAACUGCUGGAACGUGAAGUGGGCUACCCGCGUGCAGGACAUCUUCACAGGCGCCAAGCUCUUCGCUCUCGCCGUUAUCAUCAUCACUGGAUUCGUGCAGCUCGGCCGUGGACAGACCCAACACUUCACCUUCGAUAACACAGAGCCUGACUUCACCAAGAUAGCGCUCUCCUUCUACUCGGGAUUAUUCGCUUACAACGGAUGGAACUACUUAAACUUCGUCAUUGAGGAGCUGAAGGAACCAGUCAAAAACCUGCCAAAGGCCAUCUACAUCUCCAUCUCGCUGGUGACCAUUGUGUACGUGCUCGCCAAUAUCGCCUUCUACACCACCCUGUCCCCCUAUGAAGUGCUCGGCUCAGAGGCAGUGGCCGUGAGUUUUGCUGAUCGCCUAUACCGACCAGUGGAAUUCCUCAUCCCAAUAUUCGUGGCUCUCUCCACCUUUGGAUCCGUCAAUGGCAUCCUCUUCACGUCUUCGAGGCUCUUCUAUGCUGGUGCCAUGGAGGGCCAGAUGCCAGAAAUCUUGACCAUGAUCCAAGUGAAGCGCAUGACCCCAGCCCCAGCAGUGCUCUUCAUGUCCUUCCUCAGCCUUAUGUAUUUGGGCUCCAGCAACAUCUCAGCACUCAUCUCUUAUGUUGGAUUUGCCACAUGGCUGUCUAUUGGUAUUGCUGUGCUGUGUGUGCCAUGGCUCCGCUGGAAGGCUCCUGAAUUGGCCAGGCCCAUUAAGGUGCACCUCAUCUGGCCCAUCCUCUACAUCAUUGCCACAAUCUUCAUCACUGUUGUGCCCAUGUAUGCUGCUCCCAUCGAAACAGGUAUUGGUGUAGGCAUCAUCUCCACUGGCAUUCCUGUGUAUCUGCUCUUCAUCAAGCUCAGAAAACCACAAUGGGUCAAGGAGUUCCUCCGAAAAAUGACAACACAGCUCCAGAAGUCUAUGAUGGUUGUCCGUCCACAAACUUAAUAGGCAAGGUCAACCGAUUGCUGCAGAAGCUCAUGAUGGUGUGCCAACCAGAGAAAGCUGCCAAACUGUAAAGUGAGGCUCCUUUGGGAAGACAAUAAGCAAGUAUGGAUCAUUCUACUCCACUGUUGAAACCUUCAGCAGGAAUAAAGAAGCCAGGACCGUUCCACAUGUGCUGCAUUUGCCUCAUGUGUAAAACCUACUCUAAGACAUUUUCUUUUUUUCAAACAUGGCAAUUAUGAGAAGAUACAAUGAGAACAGUAAUGUUAUUAUAAAUUUUUUUAUUCUUAUUCCUCUCUAGAAAGGUUAGUAGUAGUUAUUACCUUUUGACAGUGACACUAUGAGCCAUGACAGUGGUGCCUAUCAUGAUAAUUUGAGUGGUGAGGAGCUCUUCAUUUAGUGAUGCUUGUGAUGAACAGUCCUGCUUGGUUGUUGAUUGAGGCUUAUCAGAAAGAGCUAAUGUUUCCAUGUUCCUUAAUGGUUAGUAUUCAGACUGGCUCACCAUGACAAAGGCUUCUAAAUGGCUGCUUAGAUGGAUGAAGACAGCUUGUAUAAGCCAGUUGUGUUGAAAGUUUACUGUUCUCAUUGGUGGCAUGUCUCAGUCCUUUGUGCCUCAGGCUAGAGUAUAAAGUAAAAGCAUCUAAUGCUCUUGUAUUACAAAAAAAAUAGUAGAAAAGUUCUUGUUUACAGUAGUACUGAGCUACAAAGACAAGUUUUGUUUGAGUAUGGAAUUAUUUCAGAUGCAAUGUGGAGUUACUGUGAUAUUUGCUCUUUUGUGUUCAAUUGUCUGGAAUGGGCAGCCUUGUUAUUUCUAUUGAAAGUCUCUUUUAUUCUGUCUUCUAGGAUUUUUAUUUAUGUUACAAUUUAGUAAUAUAUAUAUAUAUAUAUAUAUAUAUAUAUAUAUAUAUAUAUAUAUAUAUAUAUAUAUAUAUAUAUAUAUAUAUAUAUAUAUAUAUAUAUAUAUAUAUAUAUAUAUAUAUAUAUAUAUAUAUAUAUAUAUAUAUAUAUAUAUAUAUAUAUAUAUAUAUAUAUAUAUAUAUUCUUAAAGCUGACAAUGAACAUUUUUGUGCCAGAAUUCUAGGAUGCACAGCUCAUGCAAAUUCUACUUAGAGGACAGUUUGUAGUGACUGACAGGAGCUUACAACAUCACAGUGACAUACAAACUGUAUGAUUUUCUGAUUUUUCUUCAAUCUUUAUAUAUUGUAAGAUUUUUUUUCUUUUCUUUUUUCUUUUUUUUGGGGGGUCCUAAAUAUAAUUGUAUACUUGUUUCACAUAUUUGCAAUGCAUCAAGUUUAUAGAAAACUCAGUCAUAUAGAUCUGAAACUAUCAAGCAUCAUGAAAAGAUUACAUUGUGGAAAUUUUCAUACAUUAUGAAAAUAUGAAACUGUAUGCCUUCACAAGACCAGUAGGGUGAAGUAAUUGGUAGAUGAUAUUUUUUUGAGUUUUAAUAAUAUUUUUUUUUAAAUGAUGCAUUAUUUUUAUAUAUUCAUAGUGGUUGAAAGUGAUAAAAGGACUAAGAAAAGAAUUUACAGAUUUCAUUUGUUAAGGAUUCUUAUACAUAUAUGAUACAUAUAUGAAUGACUUCCAAAUAUUGCAAGGUAUUAUUUAUAUGCAGUGAUCAUCCUUGAUUGCUUGUAGUUUUCUUUUUUUUUUUUUUUUUUUUUGUAUUUUUCUAGAUUACAUUUUUACCUUGCGGAAUGCAUAGCAUUUACACAAAAGCCCCUGCAUUUGCAAACUCACCACUCAUAAACUUGAAUUAUAUAUGAGUUGGUAAAAUUAAUUAACCUUUUUUGGCAAAAUAUGAAAAGCACAUACUUCUAUUUUGAUUGAUUGCCUGCAUCAUUUUGCCUCCAGUUGCUUGGCAGCUUGACUGCCAUCCUUAGUGGUAUCAUUAUGAAAGAUGUUAGUAUAGAGGCAUUUCCUUUGACAAUGGUCUUCCUUAAGGCAAACACCAUUUUCAUCAACCUACCAGAACAAUCAAGAUACAUAUAGGUAAUAAAUGCUCUCUAAUUAUACAAGUGCCAAAACUAAGCCAGAGUAAAAAAAAAAAUAUUUUCACUGAAGCUACACAUAACAUCAUAGACCUGUUCAGAUUUAUACUUUCUCUCAUCAAGAUACCUCUCUCUCUCUUCAUCCACAUGUCCACAAUGGCAGCUCACAAUUUAGUGGACAUUAGUAGCCCACCUGAGACUUCAGACCUUACAUAAUACAGAAUCCAGACUUGUGCUAAGUAUUGACUUUGCUAUUUUAUUCAUAUACAUACAAAGAAAUAAGUUUAUAAAUGUAUGCAUUUAUUAAUCUUAUAUAAAGUAAUAUGCAAUUUGAUUAUUUCAGUUGCUGACAUAUAUAUGUUCAUGAACAGAAAUAUUAUGACAAAUCAUUUCUUUAGAAAUGCUCAUUGAUGGAACUUAGUUUUCAUCAGUAAAAACAGACAAUCUUUAAGAUGAGCCAAUAUUUUCUAAAAUGAUGCAAGGGAUUGAAUAAUAAUACUUUCAUAUGUAAAAGUAUUGAUGGUCUAUAAGGUAAAUUAUUCAUGACAAAAAUGGCAAUUACAAUCUUGUGGCACUGAAGAGAUACAAAAAAGUUGACAUAAUGAGAGAAUGGCAAAUGUAUGACCUUGUGGCACUGAAGAUACAAAGAAAAUGACUUAAUGAGAGAAUGGCAAAUGUAUGACUUCUGAGCUGUGUUGUCUGAGCUGCCAACUCAAGAUCCAUCAGGUAUCUUGUGAUUUUUUUUCUUUUUUGCCAGAAUACCAUGGUUUUUUCAUUUCAUAACUAUAUCAUACUUUGUCCUAAACACUGUUAUAGAUAUUUAUGUAUGUAUUACAUAUGAUGCAAAGGCUAUUUCCAAUUUUUAUUCAUUAUAAGGUGUCAUUUAACAGAAUAGUCAUGAAUGCAGGGGCUAGUGUGCUGAGAGAGAAAAAGAGAUGAAUUCCAACAAACAUAAAAGAACAAUCCUAUAUCCCAGAAGAUGUAUUGCAUACCUCAGUCAUGUAUGAUAAUAAUCUCAUUUCAUAAGCACUGAGAUACAACAGUUGUGAGACCAAUACAUCAAUACUCAGUACUUGUACAUUUCCACCAUGAGUUCCUUGAUAAUCAUUGCACACGCUGUUGGGAUCGUGCACCAGCAACACCUUCAAUAUCCAGGACCCUCAAGGCAUCAUCCUCUGCUAUGGGCUACUCAUUUUAUUCAUUUUUAUAUUGCAAUUCAUACAUAUAAGACACAAAUCAGUAAGCAGAAAAGGGGGUCCUGAAUGUUGAAAGGUAUUGUUUGAUUGUUUAUAAAUAGUUGGGACCAUUGUAAAGGACAUUGGGCCUGAGUGAAUGCAUAGUUCAGUUUUGGUAUGUAUGGAAAUUCUUAAAAAAGUGAAUAGACAAUUAAAUAUAA